Molecule: messenger RNA, 1098 nt
Organism: Rubroshorea leprosula
Lineage: Eukaryota; Viridiplantae; Streptophyta; Magnoliopsida; Malvales; Dipterocarpaceae
Source: the annotation of a GenBank genome assembly
GAGUUGGCACUGAAGAUUGCUAGUAAAAUUAGAGCUAAUGAGAGGUUUGCAGUGUAUGUCAUUAUUCCAAUGUGGCCUGAAGGUGAUCCUAAAUCUGAUCCCAUGCAGGAAAUUCUCUUUUGGCAGUAUCAGACAAUGCAGAUGAUGUAUGAAGUUGUUGCAAAUGAAUUAAGAUCCAUGCAGCUUCCUGACUCCCAUCCUCAAGAUUACCUCAAUUUCUAUUGUCUCGGUAACAGGGAAAAAAUGCCUGAGGAAAAGCUGGCUGGCAAUGGUGAUAAGGUCUCUGAUUCACAAAAAUUUCAGAGAUUCAUGAUUUAUGUGCAUGCUAAGGGAAUGAUUGUAGAUGAUGAAUAUGUGAUAAUUGGAUCUGCUAAUAUUAACCAAAGAUCAAUGGCUGGUACAAAAGAUACUGAGUUAGCUAUGGGUGCCUAUCAGCCUCAUCACACAUGGGCUAGGAAGAAAAGGCAUCCACGCGGCCAGGUAUAUGGGUAUAGAACAUCACUGUGGGCAGAGCAUCUUGGGACCGUGGAUAAAUGCUUCAAUGAGCCAGAAAGCCUGGAAUGUGUAAAGGCGGUGAACGCAAUCGCUGAAGAUAACUGGAAGAGAUUCACAGCUGAUGAAUUUACAUCACUGCAGGGCCACCUUCUCAAGUAUCCUAUUCAGGUAGGUGAAGAUGGAAAAGUAGGUCCCGAGCCCGGAUUUGAGAACUUCCCAGAUGUUGGUGGUAAAGUAAUUGGAGCACAGUCCCGUAAGGUUCCCGAUAUUCUUACCACGUAAUCUUUCUGGGUUCAUACAAGACGAGUGAUGAUGCAACAUUAUCAUCUCUCUCAAACUUUUUGGGUUUUUAAUUAUUGGUUAAUUCUUUAGCCAAAAGCCAAAAUUGCUACUGAUUAAGUUUUUUUUUUUUUUUUUUGAUCUUGAGUUGCACAUUCGUUUCAUGUCUCUUAACUUUUACUGAAGUUGUUCAGUUUGUUAGAAUUAAUUCAUUGUUCAAGUGGAGUUUAUAAAUGUGUGACUGUGUGGAAUAUUGUGUAAUUAGGAUUGAUUGUGGAAUUUUUUUUUUUUUCAAUAAGAAAGGAAUAAAGUAUUUUAUUAAUG